AUGUCUACUCAAAACUUGAACACUGGUCCCGCAAAACACUCUGGCCAUAAAGAGGCUACAGAGGAGCACACAACUGCUGCGCAGCUCGAAUCCAAGGGCGAGUCAGGUGAUACCGAAGCUCUCUUGAAAAACCGUAUUCUGAACAACAGCCAGGUCUCCCGUGCAGCACUGUAUGACGAAUCAGAUUUCCUCUGCGUCGCUUCUUCUACCAAGCAGUUCAAUCUUCAACCCGACGAUGUGAGAAAGAUCUUCGACGGCAUGUUAACUUUCGCUCGACAAGGGGAUCCCACAGCCGCUCAUGGUGAUGGUCCUACGCCCCAGCAGAUUAAAAUGGGCAGUGAGGGAAGUGCAUCGGUGAAGAAUGGGAAUGCCGAUUCCAUAGUUGCAGAAUUGGACGGCAAACUCAUUAUCGCUGCAAGAACUGCUACGUUGAUACUCAUCGUUGAAGGUGUUUCAGAUGCCAAUCAGAGCUCACUCGAGACUACAAUUUUAUCGUUCACUGAAGGUCUGCAGAAAUUAGCGUGA
This is a messenger RNA of Kwoniella shivajii, 525 nucleotides long. RefSeq lists its product as uncharacterized. The transcript is spliced from 5 exons. Lineage: Eukaryota; Fungi; Basidiomycota; Tremellomycetes; Tremellales; Cryptococcaceae. The coding region runs from base 1 to 525 and encodes 174 amino acids. The record is from RefSeq and is a predicted model, not a curated record.